This is a messenger RNA of Plasmodium inui San Antonio 1, 1401 nucleotides long. RefSeq lists its product as hypothetical. The transcript has a single exon. The coding region runs from base 1 to 1401 and encodes 466 amino acids. The record is from RefSeq and is a predicted model, not a curated record. Lineage: Eukaryota; Apicomplexa; Aconoidasida; Haemosporida; Plasmodiidae.
AUGGAGGUCCACAUGACCGAGUGGGAAGAUAGACAGUGCCAUUUGGAGAGCAUAAUUAAGAAGCAGUUUUACAACAAAGAUGAUGAUAUAAAAGGGAGGGGGGAUUAUCAAAACGUCGGAGGAUUCAUUUCGAGAAAGAAAUUCGAAAUGGAAGAACCCUGUAAAUGCUACAACUGUGAGCAUGUCAUAUUGGUUGUCACAGAAUAUGUGCAGAAAGAGUGUAUACUGGAUCGCUAUGUUUUAGCUUACAAGAAUCUGCUUCAAAAUAUAGACUCCUAUAUUCACGAGAUUAGAAGCAAGUCAGACAUCGAUCAUAAUGUGUAUAGGAAUUUUCUGUCAAAAGAUGAUCCGCCUUGUUCGAGGAAUGCAAAUAAAAAAUGUUCUCCAGGCGGGACGUCUGUGGGAGAGGACCGCCAGGACGUCGAGAUGGAAACCUACACCAUUUCGACCAUCAUGACGAUAAGGACGAAAAUUUUGAACACCCUCCCGAUGUUAAAACGGGUUCUAAGCCAACUGUCCCCUGAUGAGCACAGUGAUUAUUAUGUCAGCAGCAGGGUUGGAAUAAUCGAGAGGGUGAAAAAUAAGAUACACAAUUAUGUCCUGUGCAGAGGGACCAGCUGCACUUAUGAGAGUCUGAAAAUCGGGGGUGGGAAGGCGAGUCAAGUACGCUUUUGCGAGGACGUCCGCUUGGGCACUCCGCCGAGGGAGAGUAACGACCGUUACGAUGGGGUAGGCAAUCGCGACUGGGUGGGCUGCCAAGACUACUCCGACAGAGGUGAAGAGGGCUCUGAUCAGUGCGACCACUACCAUGGUAGCGACAACAACUACCACUACGAACGCUGCAACAACCGGGGGGAGCAACCUCAGCACACGGACGGCGCGUGCCCCUCUCCCCAAAGGAGAGGCAAACCCGAAGAGGCGCAACCACGCGGAGGAGCAGACAGAAUGCACGCGGAGUAUUCAACCCGACGGAGGAAAGAAGCACCAGUAAAAUUUUACGAGAUAAUUAUAACAACGAAUCAGAAUCUGAUAAGUCUGAGGAGUAUUCACCUGUUGAUCGAAAUGGUUAGCUUGUUUCACCGCUACUUAAUGAAAUUCGUUUUGGAAAAAAAGAGAAAUGAAAAAAUAAACUUGAUGCAACUUUAUCAUCUGAGGAAGAAGGAGUACACAUUUUGUGACGAAUCAAAUUACCUCCUAUUUUAUAACUUCCUUUUGGGAAAAUUAAAAAGGAAAAAAAAAAAAAAAAAGAGGAAAUCGCCUUCCAGGAGGGGAAAGAAAUCGGAGUGGAGAAAUCCCAAAGAGAGGAUCACAGUGAGAGGAGGUCCAACACGUCUGAUAAUAGCACAGAGUUUAACUGCCAAAGUGAGGGAGGCGGUUCGAAGGAAGAGGUGCGCGCUCUGA